AUGUAGAGAGCGCGAAAGCUCCGUGAUUAAUCGCGUAUUUUAAUCGUUAAAAGUUUAUAACAAGUGCAAACUUUUGUCUGGAGUGUCGAUUAAAGUGACGGGCGAUUGUCAGAAUAUAUUCUUGUUACCGGGGGUGUUUGCGAUUAACGUCAAUGACUGUCUCGUAGUUAUGGUUAACACAGUCAAAGUGUCUGUUCAUACCUGAUGAUCUGCGUGCGAUCGCCAAGGUUAUCGUCUCGCUCUCUCCGAAUGUUUACAGUGUCGAAUGUGUAAGAUGAUAAUAAUACUACAAUUAUCUAUUUUGCAGACGGCAUAAAGUUUAUUUUGUUUCGCAUUUGUCUUUUGUGUAUUACGUGAAAAAUUCGCGUGUAACUCCGUCCUGAUUUCAUUGGCUGCAUGUAUACAGGCAACCAGGAUUGCCACCUUAUAUGAAGGUGCAUCAAUUUUAAACUUUGAGUUAAAAAUUGGAGCAACUUCAUAUGGGAAACCAUUUUGUUUGCCGGUAUAUAAUGCUGAGUCAUUGUCGAACGUAUAAGGUGAUAAUAAUUACUACACUUAUGUGCGCGAACGCGUUACGAGAUAAAGUGCGUUUUAUUUCGCGAUUGAGUUAUGUGUAUCGCGGCGUGAUAAAUUUGCAACGUGAUUUGUCCGUGAUUUUCGCAGUUUUUCGGAAUUGAAGUGCGCGAAUUGACUUUCAUUUCACAUAACCAACAAGUGCGGAUUUCCCGAAUUCAUCGAUUCUUUGAUGAAGCUGAUGCGAAGUAGCUCAAAGGCAGAAUUUGUAGCGGGUGGAGCAAACUACAAUAUAUUAGUUUCCCGAAUUUGUCGAUUCUUCGACGGAACUGAUGCGGUACAAUUCUCUAAGGCAAAAUUUGCAGCAAGGAGCAAACUACAAUAUUCUAGCUAGUAUAGUUGAAAAAGCUAGGAUACAACGACUGAAAGGAGCAGCCAUCGAUGGACUACCAUCGAGAGGAGGAGGAGGCCCGGGGGGCAUCAGGCGUCGGUGGAGCAACGUUAAGAUCAACGUAGCCAUCAACUUCACUGCUGCGCAUCAUAUUGGUGUUGUAGUCGAUGGUGCGACAGAUUCCGACGGCGGAGAGGCAUCAACUGGAAUAACGUUUGCUUGGAGAAAUUAUUAAGAACAUCAGUUAACAUAAGAUGAAAUCAGAGUGUCGUCUAAUUGCGACGUUGUGCGUUUCAAAGAACAUUAUGGCAGAUAAGUGGAAUAAUAAUAGGAAUAAUAAUAAUGAUGACGAGUUAUAUUAAACUUGCGAAAAUAAGGGAUAAAAAUUCCGCGGAACAUGUCACAUAAUUAUUUUCACGGUUUGCCGCGACGGGUGUCGCGCAGUCGAGUGCUAAUGUCAGUGGAGUUUCGCCUACGCGAAACGCGGGAGGUCGCUGAAUAGAAUACCGGAAUACUCGCAGGAUAUUGUCUCGUCUCACGCAGCGCUGAAUAUAGGCAUUAUUUCUUGCAGAACGGGAUUAUAUGUAUUAAAUUCUGAGGGAAUUCCGCAACAUCUUUAUACACGUUUUCUCGGGAAGUAUAUUGCUAGUGCAAUAUAUUAUCGUGCGCUAUCCGCGACAGACAGGGGAAAAAAUAAAACAAAUCAGUUGUUAGAUACAAAAUAAA
Messenger RNA from Linepithema humile (Argentine ant), 1630 nucleotides. The record is from RefSeq and is a predicted model, not a curated record. NCBI's taxonomy places the organism in Eukaryota, Metazoa, Arthropoda, Insecta, Hymenoptera, Formicidae.